This is a messenger RNA of Lichtheimia ornata, 969 nucleotides long. RefSeq lists its product as uncharacterized. Bases 1 to 969 code for a protein of 322 amino acids. The record is from RefSeq and is a predicted model, not a curated record. Gene Ontology annotation, molecular function: palmitoyl hydrolase activity; thiolester hydrolase activity. Lineage: Eukaryota; Fungi; Mucoromycota; Mucoromycetes; Mucorales; Lichtheimiaceae. The transcript has 11 exons. Gene Ontology annotation, cellular component: lysosome.
AUGAUACUACCGCUUGCCUUGCUCUCCUUGAUACCCCUUAUCCUCCCUUUAGCCGUCGUCUCUGCAGAGCCUGUUUAUUACAAGCCAGUGGUCCUUUGGCAUGGCAUGGGCGAUGACUGCUGCAACCCACAAUCCAUGGGCAGGGUUACGGAGCUUAUUCAAAAGGUCUUACCAGGAGUAUUCGUACACAGCGUGCAAGUGGGCGAGACUCGUCAAGAUGAUCAUGAAGCUGGUUUUUUCGGUCGAGUGAACGAUCAAGUGGAACAAGUCUGCGAGCAGCUUGCAGGAAUACCUGAAUUAGCCGAUGGUUUCAAUGCUAUUGGAUUUUCGCAAGGAGGGCUGUUUCUUAGGGCUUAUGUUCAGCGUUGCAAUCGACCAGCAGUGCACCGAUUAAUCACCUUUGGAUCACCGCAUGGCGGUGUUGCUGAUAUCCCGAAUUGCAUGAACCCAGUGGAUUUAACAUGCCGUCUUAUGCGUUCAGCCGUUCGCUUUGGGGUGUAUACUGAUUAUGUGCAACAUCGAGUCGUACAGGCUCAAUAUUACAAGGAUCCCAGGAAUUUGCAAGGCUAUUUGGAUCAUAAUGUCUUUUUACCUGAUAUCAACAAUGAAUUGGGGGUCAAAAAUGAGACUUAUCGCGACAAUCUGAGCCAAUUGGACUAUUUCAUUAUGGUGCGCUUUGCUGAUGACUCUAUGGUGAAACCAUCCGAGACAGCAUGGUUCUGGGCAUAUGAUGAGAACGAAGAUUUGAUACCAUUGGAUAAGCAAGACAUGUUUCGUGAAGAUUGGCUUGGCCUACAAAGAUUAGGGGCUCGACUUCGAUUUUUAGUGAGUCCAGGCCAACAUAUGGAGAUUAGCGACGACUUUUUGGAGAAUGAGAUCAUCCAUCCUUAUCUUGCUUCCCCAGAAACAAGUGCUAAACAUGCGUCAAUCCCUGCGAUAUCCGCCCCACGUUUCAUCAGCCAACCAUGA